Gopherus evgoodei (Goodes thornscrub tortoise) is the source of this 3593-nucleotide messenger RNA. RefSeq names its product exocyst complex component 3 like 1 (gene EXOC3L1). Gene Ontology annotation, cellular component: exocyst. The record is from RefSeq and is a predicted model, not a curated record. The coding region runs from base 388 to 2733 and encodes 781 amino acids. The transcript is spliced from 12 exons. Gene Ontology annotation, molecular function: SNARE binding. Gene Ontology annotation, biological process: exocytosis; exocyst localization. Lineage: Eukaryota; Metazoa; Chordata; Testudines; Testudinidae.
UCCCUAGGUCCCCAUACCCUCUGGGGUGUGCCUGUGCACACGUGUGCCUGUCUGUCCCCGUCCCCUACUGUGCGUCUGGCUGGCCUUAGGCUCAUUUUUCUAGGAUUUUAUAAGGUCUCUCACCAUGGUAGUAGCUGAGCGCCCGUGUGUCCCCACAGCCUCAUGUGUGCCUGUUUGUCCCUGUCCCCAUGUCCGUUUGUGCAGGCGUGUGUACAUCCACACCCUGCUUCCUGUGCCUCCAUCCUGGGGAAGCAGCUGGAGUGGAAAUGCUCUUCCUGUCUGCGAAGGAGACUCCGGUUUGUUUUCUUAACUGAUAACGUUGCCCCUAGAUGAGGAAUGGCCAGAAGCGGAGAAGGCUGAGAAGCUAGCAAGAGGAGCUGCUUUGAAAUGGGCCUCGGGGGUGUUUUACCGCCCCGACAAGUUGGAGGGUCUGGGACACUACCGGAGCCGGGAAGCCCAGCGGAACAGCUCGAUCCAAUCCCGGCUAAAGUCGACCGUGCAGUCCCACCUCGAGGGGGUGAGCGCCGGGCUGGAGCAGCUGCGCUCGGCGGCUGGGGACGUGCGGAGCGUGCGUCAGGACCUCUGUGCCGUGCGAUGGCACCUGCUGGGCAGUGCCGAGGGCUUCCUGAGGCUGGCGCCGCUGCGGGCUGUGGUGACGGAGCACGCGCAGCUGGCUGCCGUCGUGCGGGCGCUGCCCCAGCUCUCCUCAGAGCAGCCGGGCGCCAGCUCCCGUGGGGUCCAGACUGUUGGAUCUCUCCUCUCCGCACAGUACACGAGCUCCUUGCCCAGUCCCUCCGUCUCCUCCACGGCCAGCAGCUCCUGGAGGCCCACGCCGGGCUCAUGGCGCUGGAGCGCCUGCGGGAGGAAAUCACCUCCCAGCUGCACAGCAGCGGUAGCCUCCCGAGCGACCAGGCCCUGGGCGUGGUGGAGUCCUUCUUCGCUGGCCUGCAGGAGCUGAGCGACGCACUGGCCCAGCAGCUGUGGCACAUCGUGGGCGGCGGCGUGAGGCUGGUGCGGGAGGACCCAGCCCUCUUCGUCUCCGCCGUGCGGAUCAUUGAGAGAGAAGAGAGUGUCGAUGAUGCCCUGCUGCUGGGUCCCCAUGCCAACCGCUUCCCCGCCCCUGGGCGCCCCAAAGCCUGGAGGCAGCGCUUCUACCAGGUCAUGCAGGAGACCAUCGCUGCUGCCCACUUCAAGGCUGCUCAUGUGGACGUGAAGGGCCCGGGACUGGGCCGGCACCUGGCCACGCUGCAGAGCAACAUCCUGGUGGAGCUGCGUGUGGUGAAAGACCUGAUGGUGCCGUGCUGCCCACCUCACUACAACAUCCUCAGCAUCUGCACCCACAUGUACCACCAGGGCCUCUCCGACUACCUGCAGGACAUCCUCAGCAGGGACCUGGACAAGCAAGAGAUCUUCAUGCUCCUCAGCUGGGUUCUGCAUGUGUACCAGAGCCCGGAAAUGAUGGGUCACCCAGACCUUCUCCCCGAGGUGGACGUGUCAACUCUGGGCCCCCUGGUGUCCCCAGAGGUGGUGGAGCAGAUGGAGAGGAAAUAUGUGGGGAAAGUCAAGGCCAGCGUGACUGAGUGGAUGCGGCGCACGCUGGAGGUGGAGCUCAAGGAGUGGUUCCGAGAGGAGGAACCAGAAAUGGACCAUCUGGGCUUCUUCCAGUCUGCCCUGCCCAUCAUCGUCAUGCAGAUGCUGGAUGAGAACAUCCGGGUGGCGUCCCUGGUCACGGACUCUCUGCAGCAGAAAGUUUACGCUAUGGCCAUGGACGAGCUGGAGGCCUUUCUGAUCAGCCUGCGAGAGGCCCUGGGGGAGUGCGGGAAGGAGCACCAGAAGGACCGAUCCAUGCCCAAGCAUUACAUCUCCUACCUGCUGGCCCUGCUCAACAACAACAUGGCGCUGAGCUCUUCCAUCUCCACUCUGCACCCUGGCAGUGCAUCUCUGGCCAAGCCCGCUGAAAUCCCCUCCUCCCUGCAGACUGCGCUGGACAGGGCCCAGAAGAAGGCCUGCCGGCUGCUGCUGGAGGAGCUGCUGCUGGAUUUGCAGCCCCUGUACGUGCAGCUGCCGUCCCGCAAGUGGCUGUCUGGGGCCCAGCUGGUGAACAGCAUGUGCGAGGUGAUCGACAAGUACAUGAGAGACUUCUCCCACGUCAGGAACCCCGUCUUCAAGUUCCUGCUGGCCGAGAGCGAGCACCUGGUCAUGAAUCACUACAUGCGGGCACUCAUGGAGAAGAAGAUGGUGUGCCGGAGUGCCGAGGAGCGGAUCCAGCUCUCCACCCGGCUGCUCCAGGAUGCCUCCCAGCUGCGGGAGCUUUUCCACAACCUGGUGAGGGAAGCUGCAGCCCCAGAGACACAAGGGCCUGGCCGAGAGCGAGCAGACCCUCGAGGUGAUAUUUGCCCUCCAGGAGCUCAUCCGCCUCCAGGACCCAGCCUUGCUCAGCCUGGAGGUCCUGGGAUUUAUGAAGAAAUACCCCGACAUCAGCGACGAGCACAUCUCCAUCCUGCUGGAUCUGCGGGGCGACGUCUCCAAGGAGGUCCGGAACGUGGUGCUGGAAAUGAUGGCACAGAAUCCACAGUCCCUGCCCGAAAACUACCAGCCCAUCUUCAGCAACAUCCUGGUCCCGGCUCCGGAGCUUCCCUUCUGCCUUCGCAAGGGCAAGUGUGCCUGAGACACGCACGCCGCAGCCCGGCUGUCUGCAGCCUGCCCUGGCCAGUGGUUUCUCUGAAUAACUGACCUCUGAGAGGCCCUGGGUGGGGCUGGGCAGAGACACUGGGUCUCUGCCGUGUAUGAGGCACUGUCUGGGCUCCAGAGACGUGGCAGGGAAAGCCUGGGCUUCAGCCCUGCUGUGCAGGGAGGAGAGGAGAGGCUUCCACACCUAUUCCCCGGUGGCUGACACCUUGGCACCUGCUUUGCUGGCGCCAGGGAGCCCUCAGCCCACUAAUCUCUGGGCCACAUAACCCUGGAUGGGCUGAACCCAGCUGUAGGUCUGGCCCUAAACUAUUAAACCACCAGAUUCAGCUCUGUCCAUUUGGGUCUCCAGGCCUCUGCUCCAGGCUGCUUUCCAGCUGCCCCCUCUGCUCAGCCCUCCCAGGGUAUGUGCAGCCCAGAGCCUGCAGGGGGGAUGGGCCAACCAAGGCAGGCAAGCAUGGCAGCAUCACAGAGCUAUGGGAGCAGAAAGGGAAUUUCCCCAGGAUUCCAUCCCCAGGUCCAGCCACAACUGCCCUUCCCCUCCCCUCCCCACUCCCAUGCACUGGAGCAUGCCCAGGGCAGUCUGUUCCCAAGCUGUGCUGGAGGCCAGCUCAGAGCAGGGCCUGGCAGGGUCUAACUGGGCUGGGCAGAAUUCAGUUCCUGGUUUAUAAUUCUGAUGCAUAAUAUUGAUGUUGAAGCAUUUUUUUAUUUUGAUCUAUUUAAAUGUUCACAGCUGCAGAAAAUGAGGGGGGAAGGGGGGAGUCAGACAGUGGAGGGGUCAGACAACAAUUAUUUAGUGACAGUGGACGUUGAGAUUCCCCCAGUUAAAGCUUUAAUGCCAUUAUGAGACAACCCGUCAACAUCCCAGAAUAUACACAGUAAAGACCUUUCAAUCAAACUCAAAG